Molecule: messenger RNA, 1866 nt
Organism: Effrenium voratum
Lineage: Eukaryota; Dinophyceae; Suessiales; Symbiodiniaceae
Source: the annotation of a GenBank genome assembly
AUGUGGGCGCAUGUUUUGGACCUUUUAUGCUGCCAGCGGCCAAGGCAACCUAAGGCUCUGCACCCCGAGAAUCAGGAACAGAAUUCCUUCAGCUUUGGCGGCAGCCAAGGUUCCACAACGCCCGAAGCACCCCAGUCGUCGUUUGAUGGUUCCACAGCCUCGGAAAGUGAGGAGGAGCCGACCAGCAAGGUUGCCACAGCCAUGCUCAAGCACUGGCGCCAUUCCGAGAGCUUCACGCAAGCAAAGCUCGUCCAGGAUCUGGCAGCAAAGUUGCAGCUGAAUGCCAAGAAGUAUGAAGCAGGCAGCUUUUUCACAGCAGCGAAGGCCAAGGAGGGCUUCUUCGCGGUGAUUGGCCAAGAAGCCUUCCUCGGAGGCCUGAACUUGCGCUCGGUGAGCUCCAUGGGCAAGUCGAGCCUUGGUAAAAGCCUUGAGCUGGCGUGGUUUGACAACAAAGCUGCCUACACCGAGCGCCGUGCUUUUGCCGGAUCCAUUUCACUGCACCAGGUGCAGGGCUCUUCCGUGGGUCCACCAGCAGGGUCAAGGUAUGCCAACCUGGACGAAGUCACUCGCGGGCAAAUGGCUGGGGCCAUACGUUGUGAUUUGUACACUCGGCCCAGCUGGAUUCGGCCAGCUAGAGGUGCUUUGCGAGUCGCGCGAACGCGCAGAAACCUGGAGCCGAAGCUUGCAGGACUUAGUGUCAGGUUCUUCGCCCAAGAGCAGGGUGGCCGAUCCAACUUCGGCCAAGCGGAUCUUUUGAAAAAAUACAACGGCAAGGAUGGCAGAGACGGCAAAGAGAAAGACAAGAAGAAAGCGGAGAAGACUGCUGAGCAGUUGGAGGAGGAGCGACGGCAAAAGGAGCAGGAAGAGAAGGAGGAGGAAGAACUGGAGAAAGCCUGCGAAAAGUGGUGCAGCGUAAUUUGUAAAGUUUUGAUCAUGGUUCCCAUCCUUGUAGGCUAUGUGCUGACUCCUCUUCGUGAGCUGGCGUUGCGCCCCGAGAUGGCCAUCGACAUGCCAAAUCUCAGUGGCAUGAAAGUUGUUGUGACAGGUGGGUGCUCAGGCCUGGGCUUGCAGACUGCAAUGCUCAUGGCACAGUCUGGAGCUUCAGUGAUAGCUGGCUGCCGCUCUGACAGUGGCGCCGCUGCAUCCACGUUGCAAACCUUGGAGCGGCUCAGCAAGGCCAAAGCUCAGCCGGCGGUCUGGGAUUUAGACAUGGAUUCUUUGGAGUCUGUCCGCUCCUUUGCGCAGAGAUACGUGUCCAGCGUGGGCACGCUGCAGAUUUUGGUCAACAACGCGGGGACGACGCAGGGCUGCAGCUUGACGCAAGACAAGAUCGAGUCAGCGUUCCAGGUGAACUAUCUCAGCCACUUUCUUUUGACUAACGGCCUGAUGCCCGCUUUGCGUGGCCGUCCCGCAAGGGUGGUCCAUGUGACUUGCCAAGAAGGCUAUCUUCGGCCUGCUCGUGGUUGGAGUCACCGAUUUGGCGAGGGCGUGCUCCAGGGCUGGUUGGGAACCCCUGUGCCGAUCCAAGAGGGCGUCAGGGUGGGCUCAAUGCGAAUUACUUCUGGGAGGACACCGGGGUCAAGUCAUGAGGUGGAAGAUUCUGCAGAAGCCGCAACUCUGCGCGAGGACAUUGAGUGGCGCGUCGAUCGCUGCAAAGUGGCAGAGGCUUACAGCAAUGCUAAGCUGGCAGUGCUGGCGUUCUCAAGAGAAUUGGGCCGACGCGGGAUCUCGUCUCACGCCAUAAAUCCCAACGCGUUGCUAACAGACUUCAAGCCAUUAGUUGCAGAGAACGGUCUUCAAGCAUGUCCUAUUUUCCGCCGGUUUGGAUUACAGGCAAGGUCUUCGGCUUUCUCGGCAACAGAUUGA